UGUGCGGAUAAAGCUAAGCACUCUGAUCGAUAACUCUAACCCUCACUCGUCUCUUUCGAUACCUCUUUCUCUCACAGAUCCGAUUUCGAGAUCAAAAAUGGCCGCCAAACGGUUUCUAACUGAUUCAGAAUCCGACCAAGAUCAGUCCGAUGAUAACAACCGGAAGAGACCACGAGUUUCCUUUGCUUCUGUGAUUGGAGAAGUGGUUAUGGUCAAAUCCAUGCAAAACCUUUUCUCAUCCUUGGAGCCUUUGCUGAGAAGAGUGGUGAGUGAAGAGGUUGACCAAGUUCUGCAGCGAUGCUCUCUCAACUUAACAAGGUCGCCUUCACUGAGAAUCCAAGCACUCGAGCCAUCGAGCUUAUAUCUGAUCUUUGGCAAGAGCCUCUCUCUCCCAAUCUUCACUGCAAGCAAGAUAUCAGACGAAGACAGCAACCAAAUCCAAAUCCUUGUUGUGGACAAGAACAUGAUGAGUGGCACCCACCAAAUGGCUCCGAUCUCUCUUCCACACCCGGUCAAAGUAGAAAUCGUUGUUCUUGACGGUGACUUCCCUAGUGGAGAUCAGGAGAACUGGACGAGUAAGGAAUUCGACAACAAUGUCUUGAAGGAGAGAACCGGGAAGAGGCCGUUGCUCACCGGAGACGUGAAUGUUACGGUGAGAGAUGGGUUUGCGACGGUCGGGGAUAUUGAGUUUACGGACAACUCGAGCUGGAUUCGGAGCAGGAAGUUUAGGCUUGGUGCAAGGGUGGCUCCCGGGUCGGGGUACCAGGGUCCGAGGAUAAGGGAAGCCAUGACUGAUGCUUUCGUUGUCAAAGAUCAUCGGGGAGAGUUGUACAAGAAGCAUCAUCCACCAAUGUUGGAAGACGAAGUUUGGAGGCUGGAGAAGAUCGGGAAAGAUGGAGCUUUUCACAAGAAGCUAGCAGCAAACAACAUUCAUACAGUUCAAGACUUCUUAAAGAUGUUCUUCGUGGACCACUUGAAACUUAAAAAGAUAUUAGGGAUUGGAAUGUCAGAAAAGAUGUGGGAAGUAACAGUGAAGCAUGCAAGAACAUGCCUGAUGGGUAACAAAAUGUACAUUUUUCGGGGUCCUCAUUUCGAGCUUUUCUUAUCUCCCGUAUGUCAAAUGAUGAAGGCUGUGAUCAAUGGCCAGAGUUUCCCUGCUCCGGACCUAAGUAACUACAAUAGGAACUACAUUGAGAACUUGGUGAGGCAAGCGCAUGCGAACUGGAAUUCCUUGGAGACGGUCGAUUGUACAGUGUUGAAUGAGACUGCCUUACUUACACAAGGUCAUGUAGAGGAUCAUCAGCACUAUCCUCAGGCAAUGAUGGUAAGGGCACUGGAUCAUCAUGAAGCGAUCGAUAAUGGGAAGCAGCAGCUAGCUGAUGAUCACAAGUGUAUCAGUAAUGUUGGAGCAGCUGGUUAUCUACAGAGCAACACCAUGAUGGGGUUUGAGUGCAGUGAUAAUUGGCAGGUCAGUUCACCAUACUCGUCGUUCAGCCCAUUGGUGGAUACUGGUGUCAUCAAGUGUAGCAUCUCAGCAGCAGACUCAUCAUCUUCAGAUGGGGAUUUAGGAUCUCAGGGUCUCUAGUCAAUGCCAUCUGAAUUAGUUUCCUCAUGACUCUCUGCAUGAUUGCAUCUAUAUAAUUUCGUUUUGUACUUGUACAUAUAAAUAUAUGGAACCAUUUACAAUGUAAUAUAUAC
Messenger RNA from Fragaria vesca subsp. vesca, 1698 nucleotides. RefSeq lists its product as uncharacterized. Gene Ontology annotation, cellular component: nucleus. The record is from RefSeq and is a predicted model, not a curated record. Gene Ontology annotation, biological process: regulation of salicylic acid biosynthetic process. The transcript has 7 exons. NCBI's taxonomy places the organism in Eukaryota, Viridiplantae, Streptophyta, Magnoliopsida, Rosales, Rosaceae. Gene Ontology annotation, molecular function: sequence-specific DNA binding; calmodulin binding; DNA-binding transcription factor activity. Bases 98 to 1585 code for a protein of 495 amino acids.